Molecule: messenger RNA, 2844 nt
Organism: Diabrotica balteata
Lineage: Eukaryota; Metazoa; Arthropoda; Insecta; Coleoptera; Chrysomelidae
Source: the annotation of a GenBank genome assembly
UUUUGGGUUUUUUGGUACUGUCACGUAAUGAAAGGAUUAACAAAACAUUUAAUAUUGCACAUCAAGUCGUGAAAUUUGUUUGUACAGUGACAAUCUGUUUUAAAAAUAGGGUAUUUAUUUGGCUAUUACAAAAAACUAAAAAUUUAAUAAACCAUUUUCUUUAAACACGUAUUUCCUUAUUCCUGGAAGUAUCCAAGGCUAUCAAUUUCAAACUUCUUUGGAAUUUUAGAGGUGGUUUUUCCGAAGAUUAUGGUAAAUAAGUGCUUCCAAACGCAGUAUUCUUUUUGUAUUUGAUAUUGAAACUAUGGCCAACAAAUGCAAGGACUGUGGUUGUACAUGCAAAAGAUGCAUAUCCCAUGAUCACGAUGUUCAGCUUCAUGUAGAAAUUGAAAAUCUCAAACAAAGAUUAUUAGAAAGGGAAAACCACAUUGUCACAAUGGAAACUAAUUUUUUGAAUGAAACACACAAACCUCCUAGUGGAGAGUUAGCUACAAUCAAGGAGGAAUUAUUAACGUGGCAGGAUAAAUAUAAAAGGUUAUAUGAAGCCCAUAGGAGAGUACAAAGAGUAAACCAAGGACUAGAAGAUAAGCUUUUAAAAUUAGUAGAUGUAUGUGAGACUGAAAAAACAACACUUACUAAGGAUGUAGCUACUUUAUCGCACAAAUUAGCUGAUGCCAAUUACAGUGUAAAAAAAUUGAAGGAGGAAAAUGAAAGGUACAAGAAUGAUGUUAGUUUAGCAAUACAAUUUUUACAGUGUAAACAAAGCAACUUUGUAGCACACAAAUACGAUUCGUUACCGCCAGAAGUGCAGUCCCAAGUCUCAAACUACAUGACUACCAAAAAGAAACCGGAGCAACCACGAGUACCCCCAGAAAUUAAAAGCAUCAAGGUUCCCAUUCCCACUUUUCCUCCUACGGCGAUGGUAUAUUCGGUUCCAAAAUCGCCCAACCCCGAACGGAAGUCCGAACCAGAACCUGAAUCCCCUCCGGUGGACAUCGUCUCAGCCGCAAUCAUGGCCAAAGUCUUGGAAGAAAGACAGCGGGAAAGAGCUGCGGUCAAACAUUGUGAUACAUGCACUUGUGCCAAAGGAGUGAAGAUUGUUCAUCAGCUAGAGUGUCACAGCAUCGGCACGCAGACUGGAGAGUACAAGGAGAUGGUGUGUUUGAGGUGUAAUGAGAGUGUAUUGCCCAUAACUAGUAUGAAGAUUGUACGGACUUCAGAACCUAAAACCCACAAAGUCGUUCCUAUUUACCCUUUGGAGAACAUUGAGCCGGUUCUUAAUCAAGCCAACUACAAUAUCGUCAAGGUUCAGCCCAAUAAUUUUUUAGCCGAUAAAAAUGUUGACAUCACCAAAUCCCCUAGUCUAGUCGAUUCGAACAGAAUCGCAUCUAAAGUUAGUCCUAGUUCUGAAAACGUGAUUUUGAAUGAAAUAAUGUCGUACCAGACUGUUAACACGCCAAAGGCUAGUGAAAAUGAAGGAAAACAUCACAGACUGUGUGAUCAACUCAAAUCUAGUUAUGAAAUAGAGUCGACCUCAGAGAAAGGCGAGUCCGAGAAUAAUGAAGAUGCUGGAAGUGCCAAGCUGUCUUCGCCGAAAGGCCCAAGGUACGCCUCCUUAAGAACCCAAGUUGGCAGCAGGAAUAUCCUUCUAGAUAACGCUCACAAUAACAUAGCACCCGUUCUUUUUACACGAUCUUCUCAAAAACUGUUGCCAAAGGAAUCAGCUCCGACACCAGACAGCUUAGAAACGAACUCUAUGGUCAGCGAGAACUCGACGCAAAACCAACAGCGAGUGGAAGACUGGAUCAGGAGUAAUAUCGAUAACGACAUAAGUAGCUCAGAAAAUUCCAGAUCGGAAACUGCCAAAGCUCAUUCUUCAGAAUCUAUCGAUAAGGCUAGAUAUGCGGAAAUGGAGGAGAACGUCAAAAGGUUUCUGUUUGGUAAAAGCGAAUUUUUAAAAACCGUGGAGUUGGGUAAAAAUAAAUAUAAGGAGUUUGAGGGAAAGAGAAGCGACAAGGGAGCAGAUACUGUGAUUGACAUUUAAAUUUUGAGAGAUUUCAUUUGGGUUCAUAUUUUUUAUAAACACUGGAAGUGGUAAAUUGACUCUGUAAAAAGUAGACUAACAGGUUGUUUUGACAUCGUUCGAAUUCUAAAACCAGUUAUUUAAUUUUACUGGUAACAGCCUCAUUUUCAUUUCUUUGAAGACCUCGUUACUUCCAUCGCUAUGACUCUCGCGAUAUUUCAACUCUUCAAUCCUUUCAAAUCUCACCCUGUUCAAUCCAGGUUUGCUUGAUGGUAGUUUUGAUUUUGCGAAAGCUUACACCUUUUAUCAGCGAAGCCCAAUGAUUCCAGGCGCUGAUUAAAUAGCAUGGAGUUUCCCACGAUAAGCCUCAGUCGGUUAUGAACUGCUAUAUCAGUCACAUUUACCACCGGAAAAGUAGUAGUGAAAGCAUGCCUCUCAUGUCCUCCAAAUAUUAUUUUAAAAGUUUUGACGUCUUCUACUAUUUUUAUUAUAAAGUUACACAUAAGUUUUAUUUCCAUGCAACAAAUAACACUUCUUCUGUAUUAUUAUAGCUACAGCUCUUAAAUUUUAUGACAUGUACUGUACAUUUCAUAUUAGAGUAUUCUUGAGUCAGUUUACUACUCUCCAACAGCAAUUAAAAAAAUCAACAUUCCUCUUUUAGACUCAAUUUUUUUAUUUUUGCAAUUUUAAUUAUUAUUUUAUAUUUUUUAUUUUAUAUAUAUAUAUUUUUAAAAUUUUUGCCAAAUAUUUUUUUACUUUUUAUUUAAUUAAUUUAGAUUUAUUCAGUUUACCAUUAUAAAUUAAAUGCUGUGCAAACAUGC